CUAACUCUACAGGAGCCAGGCUAAGUCUUCCGUAGGCUCUCUCCAGUACCUCUAACAGCCUCCAGGUAAGCGCCCCACAGAAGCACCAAUCAGCCGAGCAGUGUCGCCCCAGGCCUGUAGGAGCCUUAGCGGGGACAGCUUUAGUAACCAGACCUAUACCGGAAGAAAAGGAAGCCAGAGCCUGCGGCGAACCGGCUAGAGGGACCCCCAUCGGAGGCCAGGCAAGGGUGAGAAGGAAGACCGUCUCUCCGCCUCGAAAUUCACCCUGUCCCGCCCCGGGGUCGCGCCUUCCACCACCCAACCGUCCCAGGUUCCGGCGCAGCCUUCCCUCCCAGGUUCACGCGCCCACCCUGGAGAUUUAGCUCCCAGCCCGGAGUCUCCGUCCAGGGACACGCCUCUCCGCCGGCCCCGCCCAGGACCCGGGUACACGCCCCUCGACCCGCGCUCCGGCUGGCCACCCCGAAGCGCUGCCUCCCCUGGACGUUCUCUCGCUCUCACCCAUCCCUGGUUCUCCUUUCCUGCCCCCAUCCCCGCCCUCUUUGCCUCCGCUCUCCAGACCUCUACCGCAAGCCCCAGCGACCCCCUCUCCCCCCACACUGCCCUCCAGUCCUGACCCCCGAUGUUCCCCUUCCCCGAUGUUCGCCUUCGUCUCUGUGGCAAGCGUUCCAGUCUUUCACCCCAGCCCUCUUCAUCUGGUCCCCUGCUCCCCUCGCCCCCAACAUUACUCCCACCCAUGCUCCGUGAGGCCCCCCCAAACUUUCCCCAAGCUGACCCUCACACCCUGAUUUCCCUCCCACCGAUCCACCUACCCCGCGCCCUUUAAGGCUCCCGUCCAAGGCUCUCCCGGUUCUGCCUCCCUCCGGCACCACCCCAUCCCGACCUCCCACCUCCUGAGGGUCUGUGGGCCAGGCACCCCCACCCUCGCCUCCUCCCUCGGGUAUCACCUUCCUCAUUUUCUUUCCGUCCCUGGCGCUCCCCCCGCCCCACCGCGUCCUUCAUCUCCACCACCGCACCCCGCGAAGCUACCCCCCACCCUCUCACUCUCCCCCUGAGAAUCCCCCCAUCUCCCCAUCAGCCUCUACCUCAUCCCGUCUCCCAGCUCACCCUUGCCUCCCGGUCUCUCCCAGCCCCGCGGCCCUCGUGCCCCACCCCCUCGCCCAUCCCUUCAUCGCACCCCCCGCCCUUCAGUCCUCCCGGAUCCCCCCUCGCUGCUCCCCCGCCCCGUCCGGCCCGCCGCGCUCCCGCCCUGGUCCGGCCUGGCUCCGGGCUGCGCGCUCCGGCCCGGGUGCGCGCCAUGGGCAGCGGCAGCAGCCGGAGCGGCCGGAUCCCGAGGCGGCGGCGCAGCCCCGACCGGCGCCAGGCGGGCCCGGGAGAGACGGUCUCGGAGGGCGGCACGGCUGAGCAGGCCGGGGCGGCAGCGGCGCCGGAGGAGACCCGCCGUGACCCCCGCCCCGCGACGCCCCCCGGCGGCCGAGAGGAGACCCUGCGCCUGCUGGACCAGUUGCUGGCUGAGUCGGAGGCCUGGGGGGCCCAGGAGCCAACCCCGCGGAGCCCCGCCCGGCUCCCGCCCGCGGUGUCCCCUGAAAACAAGAUUAAGGACAACCCUGAAGACCACUGUGCCUCUGAAGGCUCAGACAGCAGCCACAAGAGACCCGAGGCCAUCUCCUAUGAUUACUCCGAAGAGGAGCUGAUGGCGAGCAUCGAGCAGGAGUACUGCCGCUGAGCUGAGCAGCCCUGGCCACCACUGACCAGGCCUUGCAGGCCUGUGAGCUGGGCUAGAGUCAAAGGGCAGCUUUCCCGACCUAUGACCCAGCCAGAGGGGAAUUGCUUCUAGAAUACAGCUAUCUUUCCAAACUGAUUUUUUUAAGAUUCACAGCCAGAGUCCUGCCGCUGGCCCGGCAGACCAAGACUAAGGGCAAGCAGGUACCAGGCAGGCCGCAGGAGUGUGGGCGCCUCCUCUCACUCUGAGAGGGAGCCUGGCUGGGCGGUUCCACCGAAUUCUGAACCUCCUGUCCUUUCUACUUACUCAUAUUUCAGGUGGGGAAGGGUCAACCCCUCUUGGCAUCUGUGCCAUCGCCUUCUAGAAGGUUUCACCAAGUUAUGUUCUUAGUCUCCACACUAAGACUUCUCCAGAGGGACGCACUUAACUCCAUAUAUGUCAGUUUCCACGUGCACACAAAGGGCCCGAGUGUAUGGAUGGCAGGCAGAUCCUGAGCGUGCAGGACUAGGCGAGUCCCGAGACUGCAUUUCUAACAGCAAGGAGCUGCAGCUGACAGGACUCAGGGCCUGAGUUUCGGACUUUCCCUUGGCUUCUCUCUUCCUCAUGCUGAAGGCUCCUCCACACCACAGCACAGCAGCCUCCCCUGCUUGGAUGUAGGAGGAAGAGAGAGGGCCACAGACUUCUGUGGCAUCGCAGGAUCACAUUAGCUUGUUCUCACUUUCCUCUUUGGGCCCGUUUCUCUCUGGGGGAGAAUCCCAGAGGUUCUCUGUGACCUUUCAAGCCCUGUCAGUCUGGCAGCGCUAUCUUCUAGUCCUGCCAUCUCCCAGCUGCCAUUGCGCUUUACCCAUCCUACACUGGAGCAGAGAGCAAGCCCACACCUGGACAGGGUUUCAUGGCAACUGCUCUCGUUUCCCUUUUGGUUGGCAGGCUGCCUGAUGCCAUGACCCUCUUUUCCUCCUCUCUGCUUGGGUGGAAGGCAGUCAUAAUAAUGAUGCCAAACUUCAAACAUUCCCAGUCAACCAACUGGGAAAUAGAGAGAGCCUGUGAGGAGGAGGGAAGGCCUGUGAGGGUCCUGUAGGGCCUGGGUCUUGCUCAUCACCCAAACAGCUGGCAGAAAGGGUUCACAGAUCUCUGAGUGGCACAAGCCUGCAUCUCAGCAAACAUCAGACCAAUUCUACAGGGUUAUCGAAGAGCUUAAGGCCUGGCCUGUGUAGUGAGAGUCUGUGUCUGAAAAGGGAAUGAGGAAAUGGCGGCAGCUUUUGCUGAGGUCAGAGGUCUCAGCUUAUGCUGCAUCCCUGCCACCCGACCAAGACAGAGGCCUCCCCCAGCACCCUCCCUCACCUGAGAACAGCCGCCAGCCCACGAGUCCUCAGAGCACAACCAGGAGAAUCUCGGGAACCAAGGAGGAAGGGUCCCUGGGACCAUCCCCACAUCCACAGUCCUUUGCUGUCACCUGCGAAUGAUUCCAUGAACUCGUAUGACUCGACAAGCGUGCCUGUGCGUUCGCAGCUGGGAGACUUGUUACAUUCAGAGCCCACAGCCACGGGGUGUCUACCAACCAGCUGAGCGCUGGGCCAAAACCUCCGGAGCUGGCGACUGUCUCACCGAAGCUCAAAGCACUGCUUUUGAUAGGAAAAUGAAAGCUGUUUCUAUUUUAAUAACACAAAUAUUGCAAAUGCUUAUUUUAAAAGAGGUUAAAAAUGUUAUGUUUUUACCCAAGGAUGGAUGAGGCUUUGAAUUUGAUGGUGUAAAUGUU
Molecule: messenger RNA, 3476 nt
Organism: Meriones unguiculatus (Mongolian gerbil)
Lineage: Eukaryota; Metazoa; Chordata; Mammalia; Rodentia; Muridae
Gene: Cys1
Product: cystin 1
Exons: 3
Coding region: 1295-1723 (142 amino acids)
Source: RefSeq, a predicted model, not a curated record